UUUUAGUUCGUUGCAAGGAAAACUAAAAAAAUUCCGAACAAUAUAAAUUGAAUCUUUAAUUUGUUUUUAACAAGGCCUAUGCAUUAUUUGAAGUGAAACACUUUAAGACCCAGGUGUAAUAUUAUUUUCUUGGAAAAUCACCCAACAACCAACGAUUUCGGUCAAUCAUUCGGCGCCGCUUCGCCCAAUAACUCAGAGGCCUAGUGCCUGACAACACCUCUAGUUGUUUCAAUGUGUCAGUGAUGAAAAGUAGGUAGUUGAAAAAAGAAAGAUGGUGGUGCAACCUAUAAAAACACGCCUGUCAUGCUGUGAUUUUACAAGGUUAAAAAAUCCCAAAGCAGGAAAAGGACAGGCCUAUAUUCCUACAGAUUAUGAACACAUUGCUAACAUUGUUACACAUGGGAUGAUGAUCAUACCUAGUAUGUUUGGUACAUGGUGGAUGGUAUGUAUAGCAAAGACAAAGCUACAGACAUUUAUAGCAUGGAUAUUUGGAUUUGCAUUGAUAUCAUUGUUUACUACAUCUAGUCUGUUUCAUCUGUUCGCAUUUAUGGGAGAGUGCAAAACACUGAAAUAUAUAUUUCAUAUAGGAGAUAGAGCAGUUAUUUAUUUAUUUAUUGCAUCAUCAUAUACGCCGUGGUUAACAUUAAGAGAAUUUAAUGGUAUUGGAGAUGAAGUAUUAAGUAUUGUAUGGACAAUGGCAGUUGUUGGAAUACUCUAUCAAUAUAUCUUUCAUGAAAAAUAUAAGAUACUUGAAUUAUUGCUGUAUUUAAUAAUUGGUGUCUGUCCUGCUAUUGUUGUCUGUUUACAAAGGCAAGCAGCUGGUAUGUUCGAAUUAGCCUUAGGAGGAGCUACUUAUAUAUUAGGUGUGGUUUUCUUCAAAAUGGACGGUCGUAUGCCAUUUGCACAUGCCAUUUGGCAUUGUUUUGUUGCUGGUGGUGCCCUUUGGCAUUACUAUGCUAUUUGUACUCACCUGUUAGGCCAUGACCAUGAUGAACUUGCUAUGCAUUUAUGAUGAAGGUUAUUUUUAGAUAUAUAUUUAUUUAUUUAAUGCUAUGCCGGUUUGUACAUUGUAUCUCUCAAUCAUAAGGGUGAUUUGUACUUCGUUUGUGACAUCACACAUGACAAAAAACAAUAUUCAAGAUUUUUUCCAUUAUUGCAGUUCAAUUUUUUUUUAUCUUGCAUUUACAUGGUUAAACAUGGAACCUAGUUCUUUCGUAUUGUUAUAACAAUCAAAAUCAGUAAUAAAAGUAUCAUUAAAAUAAUAACUUAUACAGAAAAAGAAACUUUAAAAUGUCAGAUAACACAUUGUAUGAAUUUCUAGUAGAAUUAUAAUUAGAGAUUCCUAUCCUUGUAUUCUUUAUUUGGGGCUCCUUUAAGGUAAUCCAGCUAAAUUAUAAGGUCACAUUUAAGAUUUGUUUCCUACCUGGUCACAUUUAGCAUAUCCAUUUCAACAGUAUUUAAUGGCAAGAAUAGCAUGACAAUGUCACAGAUGAAGCAUAAUUUCACAAUAAUAGUUUUUAUAGAUCUACUAGUUUAUUUGUAUAUUGUUUGUGAGGUGUUUUUAUAGAUCUACUAGUUUAUUUGUAUAUUGUUUGUGAGUUUUUUUUAUCAUGACCAGAGUAUUGUUAGAUAGGAAAAGGAUUGUUGAAGCUCGUCUUUGUACUCUUUCCUUUUUAGUGAUAUUUGUGUUGCCAGUAUUAGUAUAUUUGCUUACCUGGUAUAGAGGAUCACUAGAGCAAAUGAUUAUAGUUUGUGUAACAUUACAUUUCAAUGAAUAUAACAAUGAUGAUGCAUACUUUCUUCCUGGACAUGCUUAGAAAAAUUCAAAAAACCCAUAUUAGCUGAAUUGAUUUUGAAAAUUAAAACAUGAAAAUUAACCCUUCAAUGAUAAAUAUGAUUUAGAGCCUAAUCUCCAAAGCUGUUUAGAGCUUGAUCUCAAUACAGUUAUUUAGACCAAGAUCUCAAUAAAGCAGUUAAGGGCUUGAACUCUGUAUAGCUAUUGCAAGAUCUCCAUUCAAAUUUUUAGAGCUUGAUCUCAAUACAACUUUUAAGAGCUUUAACUCCAUAUAGCUAUUUAGACCAAGAUCUCCAUAUAGCUGCUCAGAGCUUGUCCUCCAUAAAGAUAUUGCAAGAUCUCCAUACAGGUGCUCAGAGCUUGAACUCCACAAAGAUAUAACAAGAUCUCUAUGCAACUUUUAAAAGUAUGAUCUCCAUACAGAUAUUUACACUUUAAUACCCAUACAGUAUACAUUGUUACUAGGUAAGCAACUAUAGAUUCAAAUAAGCCUCUGGUUUGAAAACGUUCAGAGUAAAUGAACACAUUUCAGAAUAGGUUUUGCUGUGAUAUGUUUAGCUUUUUUUUACUGUUUGUUGUAAUAUCUAUUAUCUGUACCAUGACUGAAAAAUGGUUUAAGUGCUACUAGUAGUUUAAAUCCUGUCAGAUCUAGAUAAUAAAGGCAAAGGAUAUUAUGCAUUGACCAAUAAAUAUUGGAUUGCAAGUGUUUAAACUAAAAAA
Mytilus trossulus (common blue mussel) is the source of this 2515-nucleotide messenger RNA. RefSeq names its product monocyte to macrophage differentiation factor-like. The transcript has 8 exons. NCBI's taxonomy places the organism in Eukaryota, Metazoa, Mollusca, Bivalvia, Mytilida, Mytilidae. Gene Ontology annotation, molecular function: pore-forming activity. Gene Ontology annotation, cellular component: membrane. The record is from RefSeq and is a predicted model, not a curated record. Bases 272 to 1012 code for a protein of 246 amino acids.